Messenger RNA from Notodromas monacha, 4688 nucleotides. NCBI's taxonomy places the organism in Eukaryota, Metazoa, Arthropoda, Ostracoda, Podocopida, Cyprididae. The record is from the annotation of a GenBank genome assembly.
GAACAAAAAGCUUUUCCAAGAAUAUUUUAUGAGAGAGGUCUGAAAAUUGUUUCGGAGAAGACCUUAACAAGGACGACUACGUCCGUUUAAUUACAGUUUUGUAAAUGCCCGGGAAUUAAAUACCGUUUGAACAACUUCGAUGUCGUAAAAUUAAUCGCGUCUUAAUCCUCUCAAUGUACACCUAGACUCCCCUUUUUUUUUUUUUUAGUCAGUUUUUAACAGAUACGUCCAAAUUUUAACGCGGCCAUCUUCCACGAUGCUGACUUGCUUUUCCGGGUUUUUUUUACGAGUGAUUUAAUUUCCUGGGGUUCACGACAGAUGUCAUGGCCUUCUGGCAAUGAUGCCUCCAACGAGCCUCGAGGUGAUCGUGGGAAACCUGAGCCAGACGGCGUGCUUCGGCCCGGAAGCCGCCGGAGUUCGCAACAUGUUGGAGCCCGGAAGACCGGAAGAAGUUGCGCAGGAAGUGAGUCCGGAAGUGCUUCCCGUAAACCAGGAGGAGGAGGAGGAAGAAGAUGAUGAGGAGGGGGAGGAGUCUUUGGAGGGGUGUCGCCGCAGGACCGGAAGUGAUGCCGGAGUGGAUGUUUUGCAGCCCAUGAACUUGGUGUCGCAUUUCCGGGGCUGUGAGAGGCAGGGACAUGCUUUGAUGAGCACUGCACUGAAUGAUGCUUCCAGGACUGUGAUUGAUGUUCAGGCUGUGGUUUAUGAUGCCUGGAAGGCGGCUCAAGCUGGGGUUGAGGCACAUGCCAAAGUUCUGGAAAGGGUUCGUUCCCUGGAAAAAGAUGACGCCUUUGGGCCUGUGCUCUCACUUUUGGAAGAACAUUUGCGGAAAAUCGUGGAGCAAGGCGUGCAGGUGGAAAAGGCCAUCAAGGCCCUGGUGAGAGUCGGAAGAAACUACGGCACGUCCUUUUCGCACGCUUUCAAGGACGUGAAACGGCGAGAAAUUGAGACUACCAAGCUGGAAUUGGCACUGAAUCACUCUCACGAGUUCAUGAAGCAACUCAAGGAUGAGUGCACCAGGGUUCAAUUUGACAUGUCCAGGAUAAAGAGCGUUUCGCAGGACUUUGAGUUCAAAGCCAGGCUGAAACGGGGACGAAGGGAGCUCAUGAGACAGGCAGAUAAGUACGAGUGCCUGAACCAGCGAUACCAGGCCAAAUUUUCCGAAUUUUGCGCAUCCGCUGAACGCUUUUUGUGCCACAAUGCACGUCAACUCAUUGGACUGGUUGUUGGACUUCUGACUGCACUGGAGACCCACCACAAGGACUUGGCGAGUUGCCACGAGAACGCUGCCAGCGCCCUCAACCGGAAAUCCCCGGAAGCUCUUUUGGCAGAGUUUGCCACCAGUGUCGACAUUGACUUGCAAAACAACGAGCUGCCAUUGACGGACUCUGAGUGCUUGUCCCUGGAGAAUUUGGUUGAUGACAGUGCUGUUAUGACCAUGGCUGCUUGGGAGAAGGCUUAUGAUUCAGAGAGGAAUUCGCCGGCGUUGAGCAGGUCAAAGAUGGCGAGUCCCAAGAACUCGAGGCCCGAGACCCGUCGCACCUUGUCGCACGUCCCAUCGGCGCCCAUCAACGUCAUUUAUCAGCAACCCCCUCAGGCAAUGCGGCAGCAAGUGGCGGUGGGCGCCACUGCUGAUGCCGGGUUCAUCAGAUCUGCCAGUGGAUCUUGCGUUGCUGGGGGCAGCAAUCCCGCUGUUAUCUCUAUGAUAAGCACUGCUGCUGCUGCUGCUGCUCCUGGGACCAGCACUGAUCAACAAGUCCCUGCUGAUCCUGCUGAUAAUGCUGGGCCUGGUGAAGAGGCGAGAAGUGGGCAAACCACCACCUCUGCUGCUGCUGCUGCUGGUGGUGGUGGUGGUGGAAAUGCGUCACCGGAAGCAAUGAAAACGUCAGCUCCAUCUGAGGUCAGAUCAGCUGCAGAAUCUGCUGGGGCAAAUCCCAGUGGUGUCCAGAAAUUCCCAAAAUUGGCCACUGAUUUCAUUCUGAAUGUCAAAUUGGAUACGAGUGCUACAUCAAGCCCGACCCCAAGUGCUGAGCCAUCAGCACCCCAAUCCCCCGAACCCGAAGAACCCAGAUCAAGCAGGGAACCCGGUACCCAGUCACCAAUGUCUGCCUCUAGGGACAGGUCUGGUGGGUGCGUUGUACUUUGCCCCCUGCCUGUCCACAAUCCAGUGCUUGCCAAACCUCGGCAUGCCAAGAAAACUGGGAAACAUGAAGGUCGUCUGGGUAAGAAAAACUCUUCUCUCAUGUUCAUCAACACCCUGCAGCGCAAGGACAAAAUGAUGGUCAGAGGUCCCAGCAGGAAUGCUUCCAGACCAAGAGACUACAUUUACCCACUCUUUGAUUUUGAGCCUGAUGAAGAAGACCUUUUGACUCCUUCAGUUAUCAAAACCAAGCCUGGGUCUUCUUAUCCACACAACAACAGAAGGAGGAGACUGGCUGAGAGCAGCUGCAUGAGAAGAGAAUCUGGAAAUGAUUAUAAUCAACAGUCCAGUCUAGAUUUUGAAUACUUGCCUCAAAUGUUUCCUGCAGGGUAUUACUUGGCACCCAGGUCAGAUGAAUCUGUAUCAGGAAAUGUUCUGAGAGUCAUUAUAAGAGAAGAAUUGGACAACAUCUUGGACAAAUUGAAGUACAGGGCGAAAGAGAAGAAUGGCAAGUCUAGGAAGCAAGUUCGGGUAUCAGUUUGUGCAGAAAAUAUUCUGGAGGCAUGUCUGGAUGUCAACUCAACUAAGUCAAGGACCAGUAGCAACCCAGACUGCACAGUUCCUGUGCUUGCUACAGCUGAUGCCUUGCCAGGAGAAACAGAGGGCCAGAGCAAAGCUCAGUGGGUGUUUUCAAGAGACUCAAAAAGCUUGGUCAUCACAGGAACUCUUGAUGGAUCUAGCUCAAAAGAAUCCAAGUUUUUGCGCCUAGUCAAUAUUCCUUGUGACAAGCCCAUUUCUGACCAAGAGAACAAACCUUUGGCAGAAGGGGAUGCAGCAGAAAUUCUGCAUCUGCCCUCAGGAAAAGCCAUUACUAAUGACAAGGACUGUGAUGACGAUUUGAGACAUGUCAUCAAAGAAGAAUUGGAAAGUCUGCUGAACAUUUUGAAGGAACAAGUGAAGAAAAGAUACCAGGCAAGUGCAUCUGAGAGAAGUGAAUCAGAUAAACAUGUUGCUUUCAGUGUAAAUUGUGAGGCCCAGUCUGCAAUUGCUGCUGAUUCAGGGGGUUUUGAUGCAGUUCAAGAAAGUAACCCAUCUUUUCCACAUCUUCAGGAAUCUACAGAAGAUGUUCUGCACAAGUCUAUCUCCAAUGAAAAUUCAAAAGCUGCCAAUUCAAGCAAGGCUGAAGAGAACCACAAGGAACCAAAAUCAUUCAGGAUAUGUAAGCCCAAGCCAAGUAAAGCACAAUUGAAACCUGCUGGUCUGACUCAGUUCUGGUGGGAUGAUACAUCAUCUCUCAACUCAGUACCAAUUGUUGGCAUGAAUGGUGGUCAGCCUGUGGUAUCAAGUUUCAAACUGCCAAUUCCCCAAACCUCAGCUGAAGCAUUCAGUGAUAAUGUGUCUGUCACAUCCACGAAGCGUCCAUCCGUGUCCUCAACUGAUGAUGAAUUUUCCAUCACUGAUGGAUGUUUGCAAGGAGUGAAUUUACCCAGUGCUGCAAGCAUGUCCAUCCCAAUGAUAGACAAUAAUGACACAAUUCCCAUUAUUGCUAAUAUCAAAGAGGUUUUCAUCAGAAGGGAAGAUGGUUUUGAAUGUCUGGGCUCCAUAGUAUUGUCACUGUCUUCAGAGUUGGCAGAGCUUUUCAAAGAGGAGUCCAACAAUCCUGAGGCAACUCUUAGCUUCAAACUUUUCAAAAGCCAUUGUCAUGGCAAGAAACAUGUAUCCUGGCCAGGGAUCCAAAUUGCUGAAGGGAUUGUUGAGCCUAUCUCUGUUGUUCUUGGUGACAAACCAGAGGAUGAUUCAAAGUCACCAGCUCUCACUUUUUCAUUGAACAUGAAAGCACUUGCAGAGUAUCUGGCAGUGGUUGCAAGGUACAAGAUAUCCACAAGCACACUCAGAGAUUGGCUCCCUGUCACCCUGGAGCAACAUUGGGACAGACCUAAACCAAAGGUGCUUCAGGUUGUGCUAGGAACCCAAGUUUCAUUCGUUGGAUUUGCAAAAGCUCCAAAUGUUGAUGUUGGAUGCAUCAAGCUUUCUAUUGUUUUUAGUGGAAAAGUUGCUGCUGUUGAUGAUGAUCCUAAUAAUCCUUGCAGGUGUGAGAUUGGUGAUAACAGCAAAGUUGUUACCUGGAAACUGGAUCCUGCAGAGUCUCAAACAGUAUUAGCAGCUUAUAUCACCCUGGCAACUGUUUCUUCCAAGCCCAAAUUUUGUGAAGUUGAGUUCCAACUGCCUGAUGCUUCAGUGGCUGGUUUCAACAUUGAUCUUCUGAAUCCAGCAUAUUCCUUGUGGGACAAAAAGAUGCAAGUUUCAGCUAUGAAUUAUCAUUUUCCAUGUCCCAGCCUUGGGAAUGAAGUGCAAACACAGUCCUCAGUCAACACCAUGGGAAAAGUUGAUGAUUUGGAGACUUCUCUUGAGGCCUGAUAUCAAUCUUUUCUGCAAAAGGGCUAAUGCUCUCUACCAAUGUUAUACUUUUUUUCUCAUACCCUGAAAUUCUUGUUUGUGGUCAUUUGUUUGUUGUUCCUGAAAAUACAACCAUCCGGUACAGUCACAAAUA